Anthonomus grandis grandis is the source of this 391-nucleotide messenger RNA. RefSeq names its product small integral membrane protein 4. The transcript is spliced from 2 exons. Lineage: Eukaryota; Metazoa; Arthropoda; Insecta; Coleoptera; Curculionidae. The record is from RefSeq and is a predicted model, not a curated record. The coding region runs from base 89 to 334 and encodes 81 amino acids.
AAAUGACACAUGUUACAUAACAAUAUAACCUAAUUUUUUAUAAUGAAAACUAAAUAAAAUUUCUUAUUUUUUUAAACCUUUAGGGUAAAUGAAACUAUACGAUCCUAAAGUUCGAAGGCUCUUAGAUCGGUGGCCUGGAAAAAAGACUUUCGGAAUCUAUAGGUUUUUACCCCUCUUUUUUGUACUUGGAGCGGCACUGGAAUUUUCCAUGAUCAAUUGGAGAGUAGGAGAGGUUAACUUUUAUCACACCUAUAAAAAGAGAGAAGCACAAAACAUAUUAGAGAAAAGGCAGUACGAGAGUCAAUUAAACAAGGAAGAUAUCUGGAAAAGCUAAUAGGAAAAUGCCAGCAGGAGUAUCUUGGGGUCAAUAUCUAAAAUUUUCUACAUGUGC